GACGGCGGCGCGCAUGCCCACUCAGGGACCCACCCUGCGCCCCAGCCGUCUACAGCGCGGGCGAAGGGCAUCGGCAGGGAAGCGGCUGUGGUUGCCGCAUCUGGCAGUACAGAGCCAAGGUGGCAGGGCCGCGCUGGGACACGGAUGGUCCCAGGGGGAGGGCAACAGGAAAAACAAGCACUGACACAACUGCCCCAUUUCCCCUAAAAGCAGGUUUUCUUGGGCUGACCAGGGCAUUUUCACUGUGGUGUCCGACUUGGGCAACUCGAUCUGCCCGCGGGGACUCAAGCCUGAGCUGCAUUUUUUCUUUGCGUCCGGGCGGACCAAAAGGCGAGGUGAAGGGAACGAGUGUUUAUAAGAAAGUAAACUUUUGUGCAGAAUGGGCUGGGGACACCUCUGAGUUUUGCUGCCCGCAACGUGACCUCUUUAGCGCAGUCCUGGACGCGUUCCCUCGCAGCCAACCCGUCAGUCUCCUCAGGCCUUAUCCUGCCCUCUCUGAGGUGGCCGCCUGUGGGCGCUGCAAACGCCACACUUUUGCUCUACGAAGAACCUCCUCGCGACUUUCCAAGGUGUGCAACUCAGAAAAGCGCCCCCCAAAACAAGUAAAAGCCUUCGGGGAAGAGGCAAAGUCCCUGGACCGUCCUGACUCCAGCCGCCAGCCGGUGUUUGGUGGAUCAGGUCCCGGAGCUCCGCAGCCUGGGAGCCCCACACCAGGCCGGCCCCUACGGCCGCUCAGAAAACGCGGCGAGCGGAACCCGCACGCGGAAGCGCCGGCCGCACUGAGCAUGCCCAGUUGCAGAGCCGACCAGAGGAGUUUUUUCUUUUCUUUUCUUUUUUUUUUUUUAAGGGGGGGGUCUCAAGUAGGAGGCCUCCCCACCACCCCCACCCCAGCCCCCCACCACCCCCGGCCUAAGCAGCUACCAUGGCCCAGGUGGCCGACGCGGCGUUGUCCCAGGCGGGUUGACGGAGUUUCACUCUUGUUGCCCAGGCUAGAGUGCAAUGGCGCGAUCUCGGUUCAUCGCAACCUCCACCUCCCAGGUUCAAGCAAUUCUUCUGCCUCAGCCUCCCAAGUAUCUUUCAGAUGAAGGCAUUGAAGCUUGCACAAGCUCUCCAGACAAAGUCAAUGUAAAUGACAUCAUCCUGAUUGCUCUCAAUACAGAUCUGAGAACAAUUGGCAAGAAAUUCCUCCCCAGUGACAUCAAUAGUGGAAAGGUAGAAAAGCUCGAAGGUCCAUGUGUUUUGCAAAUUCAAAAAAUUCGCAAUGUUGCUGCACCAAAGGAUAAUGAAGAAUCUCAGGCUGCACCAAGGAUGCUGCGAUUACAGAUGACUGAUGGUCAUAUAAGUUGCACAGCAGUAGAAUUUAGUUAUAUGUCAAAAAUAAGCCUGAACACACCACCUGGAACUAAAGUUAAGCUCUCAGGCAUUGUUGACAUAAAAAAUGGAUUCCUGCUCUUGAAUGACUCUAACACCACAGUUCUUGGUGGUGAAGUGGAACACCUUAUUGAGAAAUGGGAGUUACAGAGAAGCUUAUCAAAACACAAUAGAAGCAAUAUUGGAACUGAAGGUGGACCACCGCCUUUUGUGCCUUUUGGACAGAAGUGUGUAUCUCAUGUCCAAGUGGAUAGCAGAGAACUUGAUCGAAGAAAAACAUUGCAAGUUACAAUGCCUGUCAAACCUACAAAUGAUAAUGAUGAAUUUGAAAAGCAAAGGACGGCUGCUAUUGCUGAAGUUGCAAAAAGCAAGGAAACCAAGACAUUUGGAGGAGGUGGUGGUGGUGCUAGAAGUAAUCUCAAUAUGAAUGCUGCUGGUAACCGAAAUAGGGAAGUUUUACAGAAAGAAAAGUCAACCAAAUCAGAGGGAAAACAUGAAGGUGUCUAUAGAGAACUGGUUGAUGAGAAAGCUCUGAAGCACAUAACGGAAAUGGGCUUCAGUAAGGAAGCAUCGAGGCAAGCUCUUAUGGAUAAUGGCAACAACUUAGAAGCAGCAUUGAACGUACUUCUUACAAGCAAUAAACAGAAACCUGUUAUGGGUCCUCCUUUGAAAGGUAGAGGAAAAGGCAGGGGGCGAAUAAGAUCUGAAGAUGAAGAGGACCUGGGAAAUGCAAGGCCAUCAGCACCAAGCACAUUAUUUGAUUUCUUGGAAUCUAAAAUGGGAACUUUGAAUGUGGAAGAACCUAAAUCACAGCCACAGCAGCUUCAUCAGGGACAAUACAGAUCAUCAAAUACUGAGCAAAAUGGAGUAAAAGAUAAUAGUCAUCUGAGACAUCCUCCUCGAAAUGAUACCAGGCAGCCAAGAAAUGAAAAACCGCCUCGUUUUCAAAGAGACUCCCAAAAUUCAAAGUCAGUUGUAGAAGGCAGUGGAUUACCUAGAAAUAGAGGUUCUGAAAGACCAAGUACUUCUUCAGUAUCUGAAGUAUGGGCUGAAGACAGAAUCAAAUGUGAUAGACCAUAUUCUAGAUAUGACAGAACUAAAGAUACUUCAUAUCCUUUAGGUUCUCAGCAUAGUGAUGGUGCUUUUAAAAAAAGAGAUAACUCUAUGCAAAGCAGAUCAGGAAAAGGUCCCUCCUUUGUAGAGGCAAAAGAAAAUCCACUUCCUCAAGGAUCUGUAGAUUAUAAUAAUCAAAAACGUGGAAAAAGAGAAAGCCAAACAUCUAUUCCUGAUUAUUUUUAUGACAGGAAAUCACAAACAAUAAAUAAUGAAGCUUUCAGUGGUAUAAAAAUUGAAAAACAUUUUAAUGUAAAUACUGAUUAUCAGAAUCCAGUUCGAAGUAAUAGUUUCAUUGGUGUUCCAAAUGGAGAAGUAGAAAUGCCACUGAAAGGAAGACGAAUAGGACCUAUUAAGCCAGCAGGACCUGUCACAGCUGUACCCUGUGAUGAUAAAAUAUUUUACAAUAGUGGGCCCAAACGAAGAUCUGGGCCAAUUAAGCCAGAAAAAAUACUAGAAUCAUCUAUUCCUAUGGAGUAUGCAAAAAUGUGGAAACCUGGAGAUGAAUGUUUUGCACUUUAUUGGGAAGACAACAAGUUUUACCGGGCAGAAGUUGAAGCCCUCCAUUCUUCGGGUAUGACAGCAGUUGUUAAAUUCAUUGACUACGGAAACUAUGAAGAGGUGCUACUGAGCAAUAUCAAGCCCAUUCAAACAGAGGCAUGGGAGGAAGAAGGCACCUACGAUCAAACUCUGGAGUUCCGUAGGGGAGGUGAUGGCCAGCCAAGACGAUCCACUCGGCCAACCCAACAGUUUUACCAACCACCCCGGGCUCGGAACUAAUAGGAAAAGUAGACUCUUUGUGAAGAAACGAGCCAGUGACUGAAACAUCCUGGUGGAAACCUGUUGACAGACCUUCCACUUUCUCUUCAGAAUAAGUAGCAGCUGUGGUGGAUAUUAUUAUUUGAAGAAAGAAAAAGCAGAUUUUAGGGUGGAAAAAACAGUCAACUCACACAAAGAAUGGGAAAAAAUACUGAGUUAAAUUAAGCAAAUACCUUUUACAAGUGAAAGGAAGAAUUUUUCUUCUGCCGUCAAUAAAACCAUUGUGCUAUUA
Molecule: messenger RNA, 3535 nt
Organism: Pan troglodytes (chimpanzee)
Lineage: Eukaryota; Metazoa; Chordata; Mammalia; Primates; Hominidae
Gene: TDRD3
Product: tudor domain containing 3
Exons: 15
Coding region: 1000-3264 (754 amino acids)
Cellular component (GO): nucleus
Molecular function (GO): protein binding
Source: RefSeq, a predicted model, not a curated record